Pogonomyrmex barbatus (red harvester ant) is the source of this 5298-nucleotide messenger RNA. RefSeq lists its product as uncharacterized. Gene Ontology annotation, biological process: mitochondrial protein catabolic process; mitophagy by internal vacuole formation. Gene Ontology annotation, cellular component: mitochondrial outer membrane. The record is from RefSeq and is a predicted model, not a curated record. NCBI's taxonomy places the organism in Eukaryota, Metazoa, Arthropoda, Insecta, Hymenoptera, Formicidae.
AUCAAUUUCAUUGAUAGUUUCAAUCUUCCUUCUAUCGAUUUCGUGUCUUCCGCGAAACUCCGGGAAAAUCAGGAAGAAACGAACGACAAGCUAAAUUGCCGUUAAGGUUAAAUCAAUUCGGAGAAAACUACUCGUUACCCGUUUGCAUUGUCCGGAAUAAUGCCUGCAGGAAGCAAGUAAGUUCACGGCGAAUUCAGGCACGUUCGACACGCCGUGUCGGAAGAACGUCCUCUCGUUAGAAAGCAUCCGCGGUCCACGCGCGUCGACACACGUGAUUUAGCGGGAAAAGUUCGCGGAUCGUGCGGCACGAAGCGAAUCGGCAUCACCUUUCUCCGGUAAACUCUCUAUCGGUCGCGAACGAAUUGGAAGGAAAUGCGCGGCUAAAUAAUCGCCCGUCUAGCACAUGUUAAAAGAAAAUUUCAGCUGCUUCUUUUUUUUUUCCUUUCCUUUACCGAGGUAUAUUGCGCGUUCGAUUCUCUCGGCGGCACAAGUUGCGGUAUGCAGGACAGUAGGUCGCCGUCUCAGUAGCGGUAGAGACCAGCAGUCUCUUCUUCUUUUCUCCUUCUCCUUUUUUUUCUUCUUCUUUCUUCCUCCCGCUCCUCCAAUCGCCGGGCGGAUCAUAUCUUUCCCGAACGGCCCGUUCGUGACUGUCCUUCUCUCUUUUAUCUCAAAGAGAAGCCGGGAACUCGUUAAAACACGAGCCUCUCUAACGGACGCAUCAAUAAUACCAUCAAAAUGUUUCCCGUAGAUGCGAAUAACAAUUUUCAUAACGUUCAAGAACGAGAACGGAGAUGUCCGUGCGUAAAAAGAUACAGAGAGUAUUUUCGCGUCAUCGUCUCGACGCGGCUGCUUUGUACUAAUUCGCAUUCAGAGUCAUUUGUCUCCCGCAGCCGGUUUUCCCUUCUCUUCCGCUUCCGUUGAACGACGCGCCAGUCGAGAAGGUUCCCUCUUCCUGUAUUCACAACUUCACGGAUACCACUGUAGAACAGAUGGCUCCUGCUCAUUCUCAGCUUAGCGCAUCUACCUUUCUAUGCAUGUAUGUUCUUUCACUCUUCCUGUCGCUUUCUCUCUUGCUCACGCACUCACUCACAGACCUCACUUUGUGAUCCUCGCCGGAGUCUGUCUCUUUUUCUCUCGUUCUCCUUUUUGCUCUUUCUCCGACCAUCCUCUCCUUUCAUCUUGCACUUUACCUCACUCCCCGUUCCUUUAUCUCACAUGCUUGAUGCUCAUACGAGCAUCGUUUGGGCCUCGCAAGAGACCCUCCACUCUUCUUCCACCACCAAUCUCUGAACCAGGUCUUUACGUAUCUCUGAAGACGGACGACGAUUUCGUUACUUGCAUUCGCGGCCGACAUGUCGCAUCAUCCGAAAUUUUCCAGCAAAAACACGAAUUGGUAUCAUAAACCCGGCGUGUACCGGUUUUAAGUAAGUGAGCGAACGUGUUCGAUCUCGCGUUACAAGUUCGCGAUAUGCUGUGAACGUGUGCUUCGCUGUGAAAAUCCCGAAUCGUGAGAUCCGAGAUCGUUCUCGAGCAGAGAUGACCCUUCGCGAAAAUUGAGUCUCGGAAGGAAAUUUAUCCGCAAUGUGGAUAUUUCAAAUUUAACGAUCGGAAGAUGCUCGUCGUUGCUAUCGCAAUAUUUUCGCAUUCUCGUUUGAUGCGCCAGCGAGAUUAUACACCGCAGUUCCGAGAUCCAAUGCAUCAUGCAUGGGCCUUCCAUUUCUGUUGCUAUAGAGUGUCACAUCACUACCAACAAAUAUUUUAUUCCACCGGGAUUGCGCAGCAAAGGAUAUACAAGAAAGCUGUCGCAGCAGAAAAGUCCAGCUUGGCUCGCGCAGAAGUGGGCCGGUCAACCCUGAGGCUGUAGGCCAGUUCGUAUUAAGUACUCGAGGACCAGGCGGAAGGAAAUUCGCAAGAAAGAGUGCCGAAAGAAGGAGCGAGAAGGAAUUUUGCUAGAGAGAAGAAAAGAAAGCCGAAAGAUCGUCGGCCGGCUUGGAGCAUCUUAUGAUUAAAAACGGGGAUCGUAAGAGAGAGAAAUCGUCCUAAAGAUCGAUCAACGUGUGCGGGCCGCCGAGAUAAUUGCGUGACGAUAAUGAGACUGGCUUAGAGAUACCGGCGUCGAUGUCGAAUAUCAUGAUUUAACAAGUGAAGAAACGAGGUUGAGAGACUCGGUGAAUACAAAAGCGUCUGCGAAUCAAGAAUGAAAUGUUCCUGCCGGCUGUUUCUGAGCGGAGAAUUGCGAGGAGCAAUUCGUGUGAGAGAGAAUAGUGGUUAGAAAAUUAGACGCCGCUCUGCCUUGAGGCAGCUUACGUUUCUGCCGGAGACCAGACGUGCGGAAAAUCGCGAGGGAGAGAAAGAAAGGGGCUAACCUCGCCAAGGACAAAGUGAAGUCAAAGCGAAGAAAAACGAAGGGUCGAGCGAGAGUAAUCAGCACGCGUCGCUCUAAUGGAUACGAUUAUAAAAAGAGUCAAUUUUUAAAUAAUAUUAUCUUAUCGUAGCGAAGAUGUUUCAUUUGUACAUCCAUUACGGAAUCUAAAGAAAGAAAAAUCUUUUCAUUUUAGAUGUUGUAUUUCCACGCAUCAGAAAAAAUGUGUAACAAUUAAAGAAAUAAAUUUGAGGAAAGAGAAAACUAAACUGAUUAAACAUGUUUUAAUUAGUAUACAUUCAGAUAUGCAAAACCAUAUAAUCAAAGAAUAAUAUUGACGUAGAAAUGAAAAUAUUUAUUCAAAUGGAAAUAGCAUUAGAAGAGAAAUUAUAUUAGUUUAUUUAUUUAAGAGAAAUUAACCAUGCAAUAUGAAUGAAGAACCUGUUCUCGUCUUGCAAGCAAGCAAGUAAUCUUAGAAAUCACUUUCUCAAUAAAUGACUCUGAAGAUCUACAUACUAAGUAAGGCGUAUUCGAAAUUUUAAUCAGAAUUAUUAAACUAAUCGAUGACGACACUCGCACAAUCGUGAAAUACUUAUAAGUAAAAACUUUAUGAAAAUCAAUAAUUCCUCUGUGAAAAGAAGGGCAAAACGCUCAUCAUACAGAAGACUCGAAAUCGAUUUGACAAAAGGAUUGCGAGGGUAGCUUAAGGGCACGCAAGUAGAUUGACAAGAGCCAUCAUUGCGCCAGACUCACCUUCGAAUACAUCGUAAAAAGUAUCAUAAUUUGUGGAAGAAUACGAGAGGUGGGACGACGAUCCAGAGUUCACGGAGAUGCGUGGUUGAUAGGUCAAAGAUCGCAUCGGGGACAGAGAGAAAGGAUCGUGAAAGUUACGAAGCAUAAGGCAGAAGAAAAACCGACCUGGAGGAGUGGAUGUCUCAGAGUGGUGUGUUCCGGAGUCGGAGGGACCAUCGUAAAGGUGAUUCUCGAAUGACGUUUUUAACCCCUGUCCCGCGAGGAGAAUAAAUAAAUAGGCGAAUUCAACGCCUACGCCUCGAAGGGAGAUAGGUGUUAGGAAAGUGAGGCGGCCAAGUGGACGAAGAUGAGCAGGCAAAGUGUACCACUCCCCGGCAUCAAUUCCUGCGAGAGGAUCAGGCCGGAACGACCCAGAAAUACGAUACAGAGGUUGGUAUGGGGUCCCGGAACGCAGUUCCAAGUCGGCCAUAUCGGCAUCCCGGAGGAUGAGGGCUCGAAUCCGCGGAUGGCGCUGAGAAGAUUGCUGAGGUUGUACGAGGGCAGACAAUACAGGGAGGCGGCCGGCUUCCUGAUGAAACUACCGCAUUACACCCUGAAGGCUGCACUGCCGGAUAUUCCGGUGGACCUGUUGAUCGAAACGCUACCGCACAGCCUCACCUUACUCGAGGCGCUCUAUUCCCGAUUAGUCGAGUUGAACGUCAGCGACACGAAGACUCUGCGGAUCGAGCAGGUCCUUUGGAGGAUAGUGCAUCUGAUAUCGACCAGUCAGGAUCACUUCCGACCGCGGAUCUGGUGCAAACUUCUCGUGUCAUUGAACAGAUUAUCGCCCAGCACGAAGAGCACCCUGCUAUCGAGAAGACGCGCUCUGGAGAGGGCCGUGGAAGGACUUGGCAAGCACGGAUUAGUGCCCUCGCAGACGAACAUCUCCGAGAAUUCCGUUACGCCAAAUCUAGUGCCGCUGCCGGUGGCGCUGAAAGAGGAGCUCGAGACGCGAACAGAAGCAUACAAAUUGGCCCUGCACAAAAUCGAGAACUUCGGCAAGCAUUCUGGGACCAAUAAAGCGGAUCAAGGUGUACAGGCGGCCUCGCAUCAGCGGCAGCUUUCACUGAAGUACAGCGAGAUCCAGCAGCGGCUGAUCGAUAAUCAGAGUCUGCUGAACACCUUGGAGAAAGCGGGUGGGCCGUGUAGCUUGGAGAAUCUACUAGCGGAGCUGAAACGCCGGGUCGAACAGGAUAAGGAGGCGCUCCGACAAUGGACGGCCUUGAGGAAAUCGACCUCUGGACCGGCGAACACGAAGAAUCCGGCCCUCGCCGCCAGACUGUUGCAGUUUUCGAGGGGCUGCGCGCUCGCCCUGCAGUUUAUGAGCGAGGAUAAUCCACAGGUAUUCCAUCUGGAUGAGAAUCUCGGCGACGACUACGAGGAGGAGUCCAGCAGCGCCGGCUACCACACGGACGAGAGUUGCAGCCCAACACCGGAGCCGGUUGUGACGGGCAGCAACUGCGAGGUUCUCAGCGUAGAGGAAAAUUGCUCAGACUUAACCUCGGCAAAUAUCACGGUGGAACAACUCGCUGAGAGAUACGGCGCUCUUUACGCCCAGGCCAACUUGCAUACCCUGGAUGCAUUGGAUGCACUGGAGUCUCUUAAGGACGCCUCCGAUUUGAAAGCAAAGAUUCUUUACUCGGUAGUUGUGCUUUCGUGGCGUCUAGCUGGCAUGGUUCAGACAUCGCGGCGCCUGGAGGCCUUGAAGAUCCUAAACGGCGCGGCAGCGGCUCAGACGGCCGCGGCGACUCCGGAGCUCGAGGAAUGCAUAAAAAGGCAACUGGCCACUUCCGGGGCACAGACCGGUUCUCGCGAAGUCGCCGAACAGGUGGUCAGCCAACUGGAGAGGACACUGUACGACUUUCCAUGUCUGCGUGGCUGCACCGAGGUCAAGAAUUACGCCACCUCGUGCUCCACUUUGGCCUGGGCGUGCCUGGCACGUUCCACGCCGCUGGUGCUCGAUGCGGCGCAAAGUCUAGAAUUCCGUCGAGAGGUACACGUGAGACAUCACGCCUCCCCGAAUCCACAUGGGACCAGAAUCAGAUCGGUCCUGUGGCCAGGACUUCGCGAGGGCUGUCAAGGUCCUUGCCUUCACAGAGCCGUCGUAUUGACCUGCUGAGGUACUAAAGUACUACGAUUUUUUU